Vigna umbellata (rice bean) is the source of this 642-nucleotide messenger RNA. RefSeq lists its product as uncharacterized. The record is from RefSeq and is a predicted model, not a curated record. Lineage: Eukaryota; Viridiplantae; Streptophyta; Magnoliopsida; Fabales; Fabaceae.
AUGACAGUUGAGGCAAACAAUUUUGUACAAACCUCCAUUCCCAAAUUUGAUGGGGACUAUGAUCAUUGGAGUCUUCUCAUGGAAAAUCUCUUGAGGUCGAAAAAGUAUUGGAACGUGGUAGAAUUAGGUUACAAAGGGCAUGAGGAGGAAGAAAGUCUAUCAGCGAUGCAAAAGAAAACAUUAGACGAGAUGCGACUGAAGGAUUUAAAGGCUAAAAACUAUAUUUUUCAAGCUAUUGACAAAUCUAUUUUGAAAAUCAUCAUUCAGAAGGAGACUUCCAAACAACUCUGGGAUUCAAUGAAAAUCAAAUGUCAAGGAAAUGCAAGGGUGCAACGUGCUCAACUUCAAAGACUCGGAAGGGCCUUUGAGCUUUUGGAGAUGAAGGUGGGAGAGACGGUGAACGACUAUAUCGCAAGAGUCAUGGUGGUGGCCGUUGACAUGAGAAAUUAUCGAGAAGACAUGACGAAUACAACAAUUGUUGAAAAGAUUAUACGAACUCUCACGGAGAACUACGAAUACAUUGUGUGUUCCAUCGAAGAAGCACACGACAUCGACAACCUUACGUUGAUGCACUCCAAAGUUCCUUACUUGUUCAUGAACAAAAACUAUUAUGGAGAAAAGGAGGGGAUGAACAAACAUUGA